AUGAGUAAGUGCAGUACGACAACGCGCAAAAUCAAUGGAGGCUUGAAGGAUUACUACACAAGACGACGUCCUGGCAACAGGAUGAAGGUGGCGCCCUUGACCGCCCUCGUGGCAGUCCUGGCGAGCUUGACGGCGGCCGAGCGUCCUCUCUCCGCUCCCCCCGCCCAUCCCUCUUGCGGCCUGAGACCCGACGCCCACGGAGGAGACGCGACCUGCACAACGGGAGGGGCGGAAUCCGAGAAAGGUUUCGAAACGAGGGAAGCGGACGAAGUCGAUGUGAAGGAGACAAGAGGGAAAGAAGAACUAGGAGGUGGAGAAGGAGGCGAAGGGCAGGUGGAGAGGGAAAGGGAAAGGGACGGGGCGAGAGCGUUGACACAAGAGGGAGAUUUUGAAAAGUUCAUUAAUGAAGGUCACGUCCAUAUUGUAUAUUUUUAUGCCACAGGAGGUUCUGAGGCGAUCCGGAGAUUCCUGGCGGAGUACAAUGAGUCAGCGAAACACUUACUACAGUACAAGGUGUAUCUAGCAACAGUGGAGUGCGGGCAGUACCCUGUGCCUGGUUACUGCGGACAGGACAAGGUGGGCAGGACGGCCUACGGAUUUCGCGAUGGACAAGAGCGCAUCGCCUUUCCACUCGAUACACUUUUCAAUCUCAAUGCCAUCGUGGCCUCAGCCCUUCACCUGGCCAUGAUCAACACGGUGCCCAUCUUGCAAACGGCAGGAGAGAGGAAGGACCUCGAACUGCGCUGCCGUGGCCGCUGCGACAUCAUCUUCUCAUACCAACGCACCCUCGGGACUUACGAGCACCGAAUGUUCCUGGAAACAGCGCACGCUUACCAAGACCGGUACAUGUUCGCCAUCACAACCUACACAGCGGGUACACUCGGGCUCUCUCCCACUGCAAAGGACCAAGAAGUGGGACACAGCCUGUGGGUGGUGCACUGCGCGGACAAGACACCGGAGGAGGAAUGUGUGGUCAGCAGGUACCGCCGUAAGAUGGUUCUCUCACAGCUGGUGCAGUUCCUUGCCGCCCUUCAGCUGCCGAAAUGGCACGAGGUCAGGUUGGCGGCCGGGUCAAGGCAGGUCGUCACUCCCUACGACCACACAGAGAUGCCCUGGAUUAUCCUCCUGCAUGACUCCGCUUCUCGUAGUCGUGUCAUGACAUUCGUGCCCCAUUUGGCACAGCUCCUGCAUGGCACUGCUGCGACACUCACCUUUAAUUUGGAACAGGAAGGCGUCGAAGUCCUGGCUGAUCUUGGGCUCUCUUUGUCGAACAUCGUUGCCCCUGCCAUGGCCAUCCUGCAGCCGCCGCAUCUCAGGAAACCCACGGCGACGGUACCUCUGCUGAACGACUACGACGACCCUCUGGAAUGGCUAAACGACCAACUGGACGACCUCCAGAUCCAACCCGUACUUAGCAAGGAGGAACAGGGUUACGUCCCCAUCGAAUCCCUGGAGUUGCAACAGGACGACGAACUUGUGCAAGAGAUGGUUCCCGAAGAGAGGUUGUUGCACGUGCCAGCUCUCGAAGGCCCCGAGGCACUCAGCGCAGCCCUCGCGCCCUCGCCCUCACGCACCCUCACUGCCCUGGCCUUUACGCUGCACUGGGAUCCCGUGAGCAACAUUCUCCUGCAACACCUGGACAGCAUCAUCCCCCAACUCCACGAGCUGGGAAGCCACGCCUCCCUCUACCGCGUCAACUGCUUCGACUGGCCCAAGGUGUGCGACGCCAACGGGGUCUCGACGUAUCCGGUGCUGCGCCUCCAUCCGAAGGGCGCCAACAACAUCACCUACGACGGGGCCAUCAGUGGGGCCAGCAUCCUCAAGGCGAUCCUGCUCUGCGAAGGAUCGACGCCCUUGGAAGUGACGUCAGGAGAGGUGCUGGAGGAGCUGCUUCGUCUCUCGCCCUCCCUGCACCCUGCCCUCGCCCUCCCGUCGCCUCCUGCCGUGGCCGUGGGCGUGUUUGCGACUCUCAGAGACUAUAAGGAUAUGGUUACGGGACUUGAGCCCACUAGACCACACAAACCACUUAAAAUGAUUGUUUCUUGUUUAAAAGGAUUGUUUGGGGAAAUCACCACUCGUUUAGUUACUGUGUUACCUCAUUCUUCUGCCGCUUUCAGAUGUACCGACUACGAUCCAACACCAUACGCGGCCGGAGUAACACAGGCGGCAGCGAUAUUGCGAGGAACCCACUUGGUAGCUCGUCACAUUUCUCCUGCCGCCACAUCGUCAAUGUGUGGGAGUCGUGCCGGGUGCGUGGUCGUGGCCAAGCCCCACGACCGCUACCAGCCGCGACGGAUCCUGCACGACCAUCUGAACGACCCUUCCGCAAUCGCCAAUAUCCUGCGAUAUGCGACCUUACCCGUUAUGGGACGACUAGACCCAGAGCGCUACGCCGCCCUGACCCAGUCUGGGGGCGCCCGAUCAGAUGACCUGGCUCCCGACCAGUACCACGUGAUCCUGUUCUUGCCUGCCGCGUCCUCAGAGUUCCCGCCGAGCACCCGGGAGCCGAGAGACGCCGCCCUGGACGCUGUGGGCCAGGUGGCGGCGAAGGCGGCGGGCCCCGACCUCACCUUCUCCUGGCUCUCUAUGGACGACCCGACCGCCAGGGACAUUUCGCGCACCUACGGCCUGGACGAGAGCAAGCGCGUCCUGGUCGCCGUGAACCUCCACGCCAAGACGGUCACCGUUUACCCUCACGCCGACUUGGACCCUUCGUCUCUCCUGCCGUGGCUGCAGGAAGUCAGGGUCGGCGCUUUAGAACACACCUUGACGCUGGCUGACAACGCCUGGGAGCCAAGUUUGGCCGGAAUCGACUACCUGCGGCUUCUGGAGGAGGACGCGGUAAGAGAGGCGGAGGAUAACCUUAUUCUCGAGAUGGAGGCCGACCUCAGCACUCGAGCCUCUGCAGAUGACGGCCUCAUGGAUCCGUUGUUCGUCCACGAGGAAUUGUGAUUGUGACGUCAGGCGCCCACGACAUUCUGACAGCAUCUGACUGACACCGGAGUGCUGUUGGAUUAUGCUGUAUUUAGUGUGUUACCUUUGCUUCUUUUUUCUACUUCUUUCUCCUCCAUCUUCUCCUCCUUCAUUUCCUUCUCCUCCUCCUCCUCCCUCUCCUUCUCCCCUUCUUCUUCCUCCCUCUCCUUCUUCUUCCCUUCCUUCUUCCCCAAUCUUCUCCUCUCCAUUCUCCUCCUCCUCGUUCUCCUCUUUCUUCCUCUUCUUUUUCUUCUUAUUUUCCAUCUCAUCCUAUCCUCUACACCUUCCUCUGAUACACCGGCCGGCAGUAUAUCCUUCCUCACCACACAUUAUAUCCUCUUUUUUAACUUUUCUUAUCUAACAACAAACGACUCUGUCCUCAGCAUCCAUCCCCUCCUCCCUCCUUAUUCCUUCUCUACAUGCCCAUACCCUCUCGUCCCUCUCACUUUGUGUCUUUAUGUGACGAGAAUGUGUAAGUGUAGCAAACCUAGGAUUACUACUGUCUUCAACUCUGCAUUACACGGAAAUGCUAUUUGUACCGGGAUAUUGAAGUGAGAAAUGUCUGGUAAUUGUCUGAUAUUUAUUGUGGAUUUGAUAUCUACUGUAUUGUGCCUGUAUUAGGUUACGAGGUUUGAAGCCGAAAUGACUUUUACGAAUUAUUCUUCAAUUAAAGUUUGGAAAAUAGUAGUGGUUUUAACUCAUAUUAUACAAUGACAUCGUCCGUCUGAAAGUCCUUUAAAAUUCGUAUUUCUUCGUUCGUACUUGUUUGUUUCUCAUGGCAUAGACGCAAAACCUAACAGUAGAGAGGAGAGAAAAAGAGAGAGUAAAAAAAUGAAAAUACCUACACUGCAGUGAACUUAAAACGACAGGGAGCAACAAUGCAAAAGCAAAACUAGGGUCGUGUGCGAGGACAACAUCGCUGACAAUAACUCCUUUCUCGAGUGCCAAGAACUCAUUUUUUCCUAUAUAUAAUCUAUUAAACAUGCUUAUACCAAAUCUAUCAAUGACACUGAAGGGCUGAAACUAAAUGGGGAAUUUAAUGACCAUCUGAAUAAGACAUGAGUAUUAAACGUAGCAUUCAUAAUAUAUCUUGUGAGAGUGCAGAGUGUGCUAUAAGAGUGCUGGGUUAUAACAUUUUAUAACCGCUUCAUUCGAUUAAAUACAGCUCGGUUAUUUUUUCAUUUAAUUUAUUAGAAGAUAUACUUCUGUUGCCUUUUGAUAUCUUGCAAGAUAUUAAAAACAAAUUCUCUACGGUCUUUAUUUUGUAAUUAUUUCAUCUUUUUUAUUCAAUUACGAUAACUCUUUUGAUCUCUGCCAGACAAAAUUGAGAUGAAAUACACAUAACAGGAAAUUAUAUAUUCCUUUAGAAAAUACAAUACGGUCUGAAGGCUUUUCUAUACAAGUUAAUCUGCAUAUUAAAGGAAAACGUAACAGGAAGCAAAAAAAGGUGAUACAAAAAUCCAAAAUAAAUGGUGUACUUUGACUUUGGAUUCUGAAAAAAGUCUUAACUUUUAGGUAAAUAAAGGAAGGAGUAGUUUUAUUGUACAGUAACUUUAUUUGAAAUAUCAUUUCGUCAUACACUGUCUAACUUUUUUGGCAAUGAACAUAUAAAUUAAAGUUAACUUUCAAUU
Penaeus chinensis is the source of this 4604-nucleotide messenger RNA. RefSeq names its product thioredoxin domain-containing protein 16-like. Lineage: Eukaryota; Metazoa; Arthropoda; Malacostraca; Decapoda; Penaeidae. The coding region runs from base 1 to 2952 and encodes 983 amino acids. The record is from RefSeq and is a predicted model, not a curated record. The transcript has 21 exons.